Molecule: messenger RNA, 393 nt
Organism: Vicia faba (fava bean)
Lineage: Eukaryota; Viridiplantae; Streptophyta; Magnoliopsida; Fabales; Fabaceae
Source: the annotation of a GenBank genome assembly
AUGGGCAAUAUCUGGCUUCACUGUACUCCCCUCCCUAAGCAAUCUAUUAGGAGAAUUGAAGCCAUAUGUAGGAUUUUUCUGUGGUCUGGUUAUGAGAAAGUGUCUAGAAAAUCCCCCAUUGCUUGGAACUCUGUCUGUGCCCCAAAAAAUAAGGGUGGUCUCAAUAUUGUUAAUUUGCAGGUGUGGAGUAAAGCUUGCCUUUCUAGGUAUCCUUGGAACCUUAGUGGGAAAGAGGACAACUUAUGGAUAAGAUGGGUCCAUAGCUAUUACCUGAAAGGGCAAGGCAUAAUAAAUACUCCCAUAAGGAGUUAUGCUUCAUGGAUCCUGAAAUCCAUGCUCACCUUGAGAGAUGAAGUUUCUGGCUUACAUGUCUGGGAUAAUAUGAUUCUAUAG